Diutina rugosa is the source of this 2010-nucleotide messenger RNA. RefSeq names its product Qdr3p (gene QDR3). The coding region runs from base 1 to 2010 and encodes 669 amino acids. The record is from RefSeq and is a predicted model, not a curated record. The transcript has a single exon. Lineage: Eukaryota; Fungi; Ascomycota; Pichiomycetes; Serinales; Debaryomycetaceae. Gene Ontology annotation, biological process: transmembrane transport; intracellular polyamine homeostasis. Gene Ontology annotation, molecular function: polyamine transmembrane transporter activity.
AUGGCCCUGCUGCUACACCUGCUAAGCUCGCAAGAGCUGGUCUCCACCGCCAGCCACCACCGCGUCAACCCGCUCCGCGCGCUGCCCGACCACGACGAGCUGCUGCUCACGGCGGCGCUGCUGGACCCUGGCAAACACGACCUCGAGGCGGCCAAAUCCACCGAUAACCCGCCGCCGCCGAAGCCUAAGGAAGAGUGUGUGGUGCCGCGCCGCCAGCGCCGCGGCCUCCUCUCGCUGGUGGUGUUUAUUCCCGAGUACCACGACGCCCGCGACUACCCGAUCAAGAUCAAAUAUUUCAUCGUGUUUAUCAUCGCCUUUGCCCUGAUCACGGGCCCGAUGGGGACGCUGAUCAUGUUGCCGGCUUUGGAAGACAUUACCCGGUCGUUGCACACUACGGAUUCCACGGUUAAUGUUUCCGUGGGUAUCUACUUAUUGGCAUUGGGGAUUUUUCCCUUGUGGUGGUCGCUGAUGCUGGAGCGGUUCGGCCGCCGCAGCGUCUACCUCACCAGUUUCGUCAUGUUCUUUGGCUUCAGUAUCGGCACGGCGCUUGCCCCCACCAUCGGCGCCUUAAUUGGGCUUAGAGUGCUCCAAGGCGGGUGCUCGGCGCUGGUGCAAGCGGUAGGUGCUGGGACCAUCGCCGACUUGUUCACGCCACAAACCCGGGGCCGCGCCAUGGGGUACUACUACUUGGGCCCGCUUUGCGGCCCGUUUUUGGCGCCGAUCUUGGGGGGCGCCGUCGCCCAAGGGUGGGGGUGGCGCGCCACCCAGUGGCUCUUGGUGAUUUUUCUGGGGUGUAAUGUGGUUCUCAUCAUCUUCUUUCUUCCCGAAACGUUGCGCCGCGCCGACAACAUGGCGCUUAUGAAGGCGCUCCUCGGCGCUAGUGGCCAAGUGGGCGACGACGCCGUCUCCGCCGUCGAAUCCGUAAAGGAAGAAGUGGAGCGCCAGCAAUUAGGCGUGGCUCGCGCCGGCGAUAGCGUCAUCACCGACGACGAAGAGUUGCUGGAGAAAGUGCUCGACCGCGUCGCCCUGAGGCUCUCGCAACAAGGCUAUAGAGAAGCCGAGGAAGACGACGCCCCCACCGGCGACCCCCUCAUGCCCAACUUGUCGCGCCUCACCACCAACCGCCUGGAGUACUCGCGGCGGGUCCACGAGCAAGUCAUCGGCGACCACUUGCGGCGCAGCCGUCUGGGCACGCUGGCCCGCAAUCUGACUGCCCCCACACAAGCCACCCACGUCACUACUCACCAAACCAUCGCUACCCACGCCACCACCGUCGUCGUUAAAGACGCUCAGUACUACCGCACGCUAUCGUACGACCUCAUCGUGCGCCCGUUGCACUCGUUGGUCUUGCUCACCCACCCGCCGGUGGCGCUCGUCAUCGCCUACUCCGCCAUUCUGUUCGCGGUGCUCUACUUCUUCAACAUGACGGUGUCGUACUCCUACGCCCGCCCCCCGUACAACUUUCUGUCGGUGAUUGUCGGGCUCAUGUACAUCCCCAACUCCGUCACCUACAUCCUCGCCCUGAUCAUUGGCGGGCGGUGGAACGACAAGCUUCUCCGCGACUACGCCAAAAAGCACAACGGCGAGUUGCGCCCCGAGCUGCGGAUCCUGUGGAACGUGGUGUUGGCGUGCGUGAUGUUCCCGCCGGCGUGUCUCAUCUUCGGGUGGUGCCUUAAGUACGGCGAGCACUGGGUGACGCCGUUGAUCGGCACCUCGCUCUUUGGCUUCGCCCUGAUGAUCGUCAUUGGCGCCACCGUCACCUACCUCGUCGACUCCCUUCCCGGGAAGGGGGCAACCGGCGUCGCACUCAACAAUUUAAUCCGCCAGAUCUUUGCUGCCGUGGCCACGUUUGUCGUCGAGCCCGCCAUCCGCGGCAUCGGCCAAGGGGUGCUCUUUUCAAUUUUGAUGGGCGUUUUGGCCGCCGCCAGCAUCUUCUUGAUCAUUUUGAAGCGGAAGGGGGACUACUUCCGCGAGCACCUGAACAUCGCCGCGCUCUACGGCAAGUUGUAG